UGCGGUAUCUCACAUUAGUUCUGCUAUUAUUCCAUUAUCAAGUAUAUAAAUAAUAGAGAAAAAAGAUAGGGACCGUAAUUGAAAAAGUACCAACAACAUCGUCAUCUCUGUAGAUUAAACUUGGAGAGUUUGGUUGGUUUGGAUCACGUUGGUUUGGAGAAAACGAGCGAAUAAGAGAUGAAGAGAUUGUAGACAUCGGUAAUCAGAUUCCCGCUAGUCGGCAUGACACGUUGGCCUUUCCUUUUCAGAUUAAAAAUGUCGCUUGUUAGUAUUUUACACACCUAUUGUGUUUAAUUAAGUGAUAUUUAGUGUAGUCGGCAUGUUGUACAUUAAUAAAGUCAUAUAUUUUUCUAUACGAGAUUUGUGCUGACGUACUGUAAAAUUUAUUAUACAUGCGUACGUAACUGUGUUAUAAAAAGACUUAAAGGCAGAAAAAUGAGAAUUGUACAACUUAGAAGAAAUCGGGUAGUUCACAUUGUAUUAGGUAGUGCAUUUGUACUUUUGAUUUUCUAUUUUAUAUAUUCGAUGCCACGUGAUAAAGUUAAGGGGUUGAAUAAGUAUUUACCGGAAAGCUUACAAAGCCAACAGGACCACGUACCUGAAUAUGUUAAAGGUUUAGGCAAUUUUGAACCCAAAGUUAAUACAAAGGUAGGACCUGGCGAAGAUGGAAAACCUCACAUUUUACGGGAUGAUCAACAAAAUGAUGCUCAAGAAUCCGAAUCGGCUUAUGGCAUGAAUAUUUUAUGUUCUGAUGAAAUUGCCUUGGAUCGAACCAUACCAGAUACAAGACCAAACGAAUGUCAACAUUGGAAAUAUCCAGAAAGUUUACCAAGAACCAGCGUUAUUAUAGUUUUCCAUAACGAAGGCUGGUCAGUUCUUAUGAGAACAGUUUAUAGUGUUAUAAAUAGAACACCGCCGCAAUUCCUUGAGGAGGUCCUCCUAGUCGAUGAUUUUUCGGACAAAGAGAAUUUGAAGGAAGAUUUAGAAUCUUAUAUCGAGCAAUGGGCAGGUAAAGUUAGACUUUUGAGAAAUUCAGAGAGAGAGGGUUUAAUACGUACAAGAUCUCGUGGGGCCAGGGAAGCCACCGGUGAAGUUAUUGUUUUCCUCGAUGCACAUUGCGAAGUAAAUUUAAACUGGCUACCACCGCUACUUGCUCCAAUAGCUGAAAAUAAUAAUGUAAUGACCGUUCCUAUAAUCGAUGGAAUUGAUCACAAAACUUUUGAGUACAGACCAGUUUAUCAAGAUGGUCAUUUAUAUCGUGGUAUUUUUGAAUGGGGAAUGCUUUACAAAGAAAAUGAAUUACCAUCGAGAGAAUCAAAAAGUAGAAAAUACAACAGUAUGCCAUACAGAUCCCCGACUCACGCAGGAGGUCUUUUUGCUAUUAAUCGAGAAUACUUUUUGUCUCUUGGUGGAUACGAUGAAGGUUUGUUAGUUUGGGGUGGAGAAAACUUUGAGCUUUCCUUCAAAAUCUGGCAAUGUGGAGGUAGUAUCGUUUGGGUUCCGUGCUCUCACGUUGGGCACGUCUAUCGAGGAUUCAUGCCCUAUAAUUUUGGAAAGUUAGCGCAAAAAAAGAAAGGGCCUUUGAUCACUAUCAAUUACAAGCGCGUUAUCGAGACUUGGUUCGAUGAAAAACAUAAGGAGUUCUUUUAUACGAGAGAACCUUUGGCUAGAUUACUCGAUCACGGGGACAUAUCAGAGCAAUUAAAAUUUAAAACACGAAAAAGAUGCAAGAACUUUCAGUGGUACAUGGACAAUGUAGCCUACGACGUACUCGACAAGUUUCCUGAACUACCUCCAAAUAUUCAUUGGGGAGAGUUAAGAAAUGUCGCUACCACUACGUGCCUCGAUACAAUGGGACAUGCACCACCUAAUCUUAUGGCGACUUCUCAUUGCCAUGGCUUUGGAAACAAUCAGUUAAUUAGAUUAAAUGCAAAAGGGCAGCUUGGAGUCGGUGAACGGUGCGUUGAAGCAGAUGGCCAAGGAGUGAAAUUGGCAUUCUGCAGAUUAGGAACUGUCGAUGGACCGUGGCAAUACGAUGAAAAAUCUAAAACACUCCUGCAUCGGGUUCACAAAAAAUGCAUGGCUCUUCAUCCACAAACACAUCACUUAUGGAUAAUGCCUUGUGACAUUAAUAAUGCCUAUCACCAGUGGACAUUUGUUCAAAUCAAUCCUCAUUGGUAAUAAAUAAAUCUGUUUAAAUUGUUGGAU
Ceratosolen solmsi marchali is the source of this 2208-nucleotide messenger RNA. RefSeq names its product N-acetylgalactosaminyltransferase 7 (gene Pgant7). The transcript has 11 exons. Lineage: Eukaryota; Metazoa; Arthropoda; Insecta; Hymenoptera; Agaonidae. Gene Ontology annotation, cellular component: Golgi apparatus. Bases 436 to 2181 code for a protein of 581 amino acids. Gene Ontology annotation, biological process: protein O-linked glycosylation. The record is from RefSeq and is a predicted model, not a curated record. Gene Ontology annotation, molecular function: polypeptide N-acetylgalactosaminyltransferase activity.